This is a messenger RNA of Theileria equi strain WA, 1784 nucleotides long. Its product is annotated as GMP synthase, putative. The transcript has a single exon. Gene Ontology annotation, cellular component: cytosol. The record is from RefSeq and is a predicted model, not a curated record. Bases 116 to 1684 code for a protein of 522 amino acids. NCBI's taxonomy places the organism in Eukaryota, Apicomplexa, Aconoidasida, Piroplasmida, Theileriidae. Gene Ontology annotation, molecular function: ATP binding; GMP synthase (glutamine-hydrolyzing) activity; GMP synthase activity. Gene Ontology annotation, biological process: GMP biosynthetic process.
ACUACAUUACACUCCAUUCUUUGCUCCACAGCACUCCAUUCACUCCAAUUCUUCUUUGGUUUUUGCAUUCUCGAAUUUUCUUCUUUCGUUUCUUCUCUGCUCUCCUCUCUCAAACAUGGCUGCUCCAGACUCUUUUGUCUUGCUUUUGGAUUUCGGCUGCACCUUCUCCGGUGCUUUGAUUCGGUUGGUCCGCGAACUCGGCGUCAGGUGUGAACUCCAGGCUAUCGAGUCCUUCAAGGGUCUUCCAGAACCAGCACCAGCAGGUGUUUUGCUCUGUGGUGGUACUGAAAGUGUCUUCGACGCCGAUGUCGUUCACCUCGACAUGAGCCUCUUCGACGCCUGCAAGGCCAAGGGUGUCCCUGUUUUGGGUAUCUCCUACGGUAUGAUGGUUGCAUGCAAGGCUUUUGGCGGCAAGGUCGUCAAGGGCAAGGAGACCGAGUACAAGGUCGUCGACUUUACUCUCGGCGCCGCCGAUGUCUUGUUCGAGGGCCUUCCACAGGUCUUCAAGGUCCAUGCCAACACCAACGAUGAGUUGCAUGCCCUUCCAGCUGGAUUCAAGGCUCUCGGUACCGCCGCCGGCCUCGAGGGUGUCGUCGCCGCCGUCCACCCAGACCACAAACUCUGGGUCGUCUACUUCCACCCAGAGUCCUCCGACUCUGAGCAUGGACACGCCCUCUUGUCAAACUUCUUGUACAAGGUUUGCAAGUGCGACAAGUCAUGGACUAUGGAGCUCUACUACGAGUCAGAGAUGAAGAAGAUAAAGGAGCAAUGCGGCAGCGACAAGGUUGUUGUUGCUGGUCUCUCUGGUGGUGUCGACUCCACCGUCUGCGCAGCAAUGGUCCACUCCGUCAUUGGAAACCGCUUCCACGGUAUCAUGGUCAACACUGGUCUCAUGAGAUUCAACGAGACCAACUGCUGCUUCAAGAGACUGACCAACGAGAUUCCAGGAUUGCAAGUCACUAUUAGGGACUCAUCCGCUGUAUUCUUCAGGGAACUCGCCGGCGUCACCGACCCAGAGCAGAAGCGUAAGAUUAUUGGUAGAGUCUACAUUGAAGAAUUCGAUGCUGCCAUCAAGGAGCUCGGCUUCUCCCCAGCCAACUGCUUGCUCUUGCAGGGUACCAUCUACCCUGAUAUCCUCGAGUCCGAGUUGAACAGGAGAAACAAGCUUCCAGUCAAGUCCCACCACAAUGUUGGUGGUCUCCCAGACAAGUUGGACUACGAGCUCAUUGAGCCCGUAAGGUACUUGUUCAAGGAGGAAGUCAGAGCCCUCGGCAGACUCUUGAAGCUCUCUGACUACACCUGCACCAGGCCACCAUUCCCAGGCCCAGGUCUUGGUGUUCGUGUCAUUGGCGAAUUGACUCCAGAGAGAGUUGAGGUUGUCAGACAAGCUGAUAAGAUCACUAGGGACGAAAUCGAGAAGGCCGGCGUCAAGGUUAGCCAGGCUCUUUGCGUUUUCUUGCCUACCAUCCGUAGCACUGGUAUUGUCCACGGAAAGAGAGUCCACGGCCACACUGUUGUACUCAGGAUCAUCAACACCGUCGACUUUGUCACCGCCAAGUGGGCCAAGUUGGACCAUGAUCUCUUGGAGAGAAUCUCCACCAGAAUCACCUCCGAGGUCGCUGGAGUUAACAGAGUUUGCUUGGACAUCACAAACAAGGGCCCAGCUACCAUUGAAUGGGAGUAAACUUUUGCUUUGCAUAGUUUAGGAUUGGCUUUUGCCAAGUUUUUAUACAUGUGCUUUAGACUUGGACGAUACCCUCGUCCCGAUCUAACUGUUUAUACGU